Messenger RNA from Periconia digitata, 2372 nucleotides. NCBI's taxonomy places the organism in Eukaryota, Fungi, Ascomycota, Dothideomycetes, Pleosporales, Periconiaceae. The record is from the annotation of a GenBank genome assembly.
ACCCAAUCGCUGACUAUCCUGUUUCCCAUCGCCCAUAACUAUCGACCGCCCGUCCAUACGCAAGCCCGUAAGCGCCCGUGGGAAGAGACGGCUUCCAUCCACACUUCCGCUCGGGUCUGGUCUGAGCCAUGCAGCCGGUUACAACAGCUCCUUGGGGUCCGCCAGCACAGAAAGAGAAGCCGAGACAAGCCACCAGCACGAUCCUGUGAGCAUUGCAGCAUCGCCAAUUCUCCGACUCCCCAUUCCCUGAUAUUCUUCAUUUCCUUCUUUGUUUCUUCCUUUCUCAUCACCACCCACAGUGCGCCGUCUUCCCCAUUUAAAUUGAUCAAAUAGGCGUACGAGCAGCCACAACUCCAACAGAACUCUGCCGGGUCAUCCACGUCGCGGCAUCCCCACAUACUCACGCCAGGCUGACCGUGUGUGCUGCUUAGACUUACUGUUGAUUUCUGUUACUCACACCAGUGGCGCGACACCCCAUCAGCUCUCAUCAUGGCGUACUAUUAUCUCACCUCCCCUGGUCCUGUACACGAGCUAAAUCCCACAGCCUUGUGUCCUUUCUUUACGCCAUUCGUCAAUAUCUGCUCUGCUCUUAUUCUUGGACUCACAUGGCCCCCAAGGAAACCGCAUCCACACUGACCGCCACGAACUUGCCAAAACUCUGGUCUUGCAAACAUAUGCCCACCUCAUCCGUUUCGUCAAGAAUCCUUUGACGUGGCAACGAGUUGUCGCAGAUGUGAGUACGCCAUGUGGAGGCCUUCUAUGCAUGCAAGAGGCAUGGUCCAUCAGCAUUGUCGCAAGCGCCCGUCGUACUUUUUUUUUCUUGGUCGACAGCAAUUCAUCUAGGUAACUUGGACCAUCAACACUUCCUACGCCACUAUGUACCCUCGUCUGUUGUUGCUCAAGUCUUGACUCACUGCAAUGAUACAACAAUUAAACCCAGUAGAAACCUCAUCUCCUCCACUCAAGCCCAUUUGAUAAUGCCCUUGGUCAAAUUAGGAAGGCGGCGUGACUGCGCCGUACUGGUGCAUCUGGCUGGGUAUCGCCGCUCGCCCGCUCCACGCAGCAGCACGGCACCCAAUCCAAUCGAAUAUGACCAAAACUUACGAGGCGUGCAUGUGCACAAAAUCUCGUUUUCCACGCUGCAGCUCGUUUUGCAAGCGAUCGGUCAGGGGAACAGCCGCAGUGUCGGGUUGUUUUUGCGUAAGCCACGCAGCGACACCAAAAGUAGCUUUCCACAACUUAGAUCCUCCUCGUACGCAGCCAUAGCAGCAAACAGCAUAUGCAAAGCAGCGGGCGCUUAUUCCCGCCAUAUCUAUGGCACUUUUCUCGGUGCAUUGGCCGGCUUGCGGACUCUACAGUCUGCUCCUACAUUCUACAGCAAAGGCUGUAUUGAACGCCUUAAAAACAACAAACAUGGCUUGCAGCUCGUCACACGUCAAUCGUUGCAUCUUUGAGCAAACUUCCCAAAAUUAACGAGAUAUGCAGCAUGUUGGUGUAGUCAAAGCUCCGAGACAAACACAACAAUCCAACAAGUUGCAAAUAUCCACAAUGCGUGGUGAGGUUAUCUCGCGCGUAACACAUCCUUCUUUUCCUCGAAAACGGUAAACUGAUUACAGGAUUCUGAAGCGGCGUCGACUUACUUUUGGACCAACCUCACCGUUCGUCGGCAGCAAACGCACCCGGUUCCACAUCACUGCGGUGAAAGAAUAGUAUUCCUUCGUGGUUACAAUUGCUCUCUGUUGGACAAACGCGCACGCACUUGCAAUCACAGUCGGCCAUAUCUUGUAGCUUAUCUCAUACCAUUUCCGGGUUGACGUCGCCGAGUCGUCGUAGAUACGCAGUGCGGUUGCGGCGGAGAGGAAGUAUCCAACGACGCCCGUAACGGCGAUGAAACAUUGGGCGAGGACAAUCAAUCUGAAUUGUACAGUGGUGAACAUGUAUGCGCGGAGGGAUUCGUGGGCAUUUGCGGUCGAUGUGUUGAUUUGAUUCAAGAGGCUUGAGAAAGACGACGGCGUGGUUGAAGUGGGUGGAACAUUUUGCGUGUUUUGAGAAGUGCUUGAAGGAGUGGUCGUGGCUGUAGCUGUAGUGGUUGCAGCAGAGAGAUUCGAACCCGAUUGUUGGAUAUAUUUUAGGUAGUAUGUAACAAUACCGUAGAUGGGAGCGAGCAACAGUAUCAUUGGCAGGAUCUGCCCGAAAUUCAUCUCGUUCAGAUAAUCUGCAACGCACGCAGGGAGGUACCUGAAGCGCGGGAGAAAGAGCUGGAAAGAACUCCAUGCAAGAUGCAGGCCGACGAGGAAUUGCGAAAAGGCCCAUGAUCCCGUGACUUCUAUAAAUGCAAGCACGAACAUGUAGGCGCCAGUAAUGGCUCGGUG